Messenger RNA from Topomyia yanbarensis, 1098 nucleotides. RefSeq names its product serine/arginine-rich splicing factor 4-like. NCBI's taxonomy places the organism in Eukaryota, Metazoa, Arthropoda, Insecta, Diptera, Culicidae. The annotation marks the transcript as partial. The record is from RefSeq and is a predicted model, not a curated record. The transcript has a single exon.
CGUUCUCGUUCUCGUUCUCGUUCUCGUUCUCGUUCUCGUUCUCGUUCUCGUUCUCGUUCUCGUUCUCGUUCUCGUUCUCGUUCUCGUUCUCGUUCUCGUUCUCGUUCUCGUUCUCGUUCUCGUUCUCGUUCUCGUUCUCGUUCUCGUUCUCGUUCUCGUUCUCGUUCUCGUUCUCGUUCUCGUUCUCGUUCUCGUUCUCGUUCUCGUUCUCGUUCUCGUUCUCGUUCUCGUUCUCGUUCUCGUUCUCGUUCUCGUUCUCGUUCUCGUUCUCGUUCUCGUUCUCGUUCUCGUUCUCGUUCUCGUUCUCGUUCUCGUUCUCGUUCUCGUUCUCGUUCUCGUUCUCGUUCUCGUUCUCGUUCUCGUUCUCGUUCUCGUUCUCGUUCUCGUUCUCGUUCUCGUUCUCGUUCUCGUUCUCGUUCUCGUUCUCGUUCUCGUUCUCGUUCUCGUUCUCGUUCUCGUUCUCGUUCUCGUUCUCGUUCUCGUUCUCGUUCUCGUUCUCGUUCUCGUUCUCGUUCUCGUUCUCGUUCUCGUUCUCGUUCUCGUUCUCGUUCUCGUUCUCGUUCUCGUUCUCGUUCUCGUUCUCGUUCUCGUUCUCGUUCUCGUUCUCGUUCUCGUUCUCGUUCUCGUUCUCGUUCUCGUUCUCGUUCUCGUUCUCGUUCUCGUUCUCGUUCUCGUUCUCGUUCUCGUUCUCGUUCUCGUUCUCGUUCUCGUUCUCGUUCUCGUUCUCGUUCUCGUUCUCGUUCUCGUUCUCGUUCUCGUUCUCGUUCUCGUUCUCGUUCUCGUUCUCGUUCUCGUUCUCGUUCUCGUUCUCGUUCUCGUUCUCGUUCUCGUUCUCGUUCUCGUUCUCGUUCUCGUUCUCGUUCUCGUUCUCGUUCUCGUUCUCGUUCUCGUUCUCGUUCUCGUUCUCGUUCUCGUUCUCGUUCUCGUUCUCGUUCUCGUUCUCGUUCUCGUUCUCGUUCUCGUUCUCGUUCUCGUUCUCGUUCUCGUUCUCAUUCUCGUUCUCGUUCUCGUUCUCGUUCUCGUUCUCGUUCUCAUUCUCGUUCUCGUUCUCGUUCUCGUUCUCGUUCGCGUUCUCGUUCUCGUUCCCAUUUCAAAUAG